AAAACGAAAGUAAAAAAAAGGGUAAUAUUAAUUGGAAAUACCCUUGAAAUACCUUAAACAUGCGCACUGCAACAAAAGGAGGAAUGUUCGACAAUUGUCUGGUCCUGAAAAACGUGUUAAAAUUGCCAUUUUUUCGAAAAAGAUCAGUAUUCAUGAUCAUUGCAUGUUGGUUAAAAGCAGUACAACCACGAUCUGAAAAAUCUUCCAGACCCACUAUGCCACCAGUUAUGCCAUAUAUAAUGACAAGAAGUACGGUAGAGGAAUCAGAUGCAUCCUUACGGUCGAGGGUAUCGGCGCCAGUUGUAAUUUUCGUCUUAGCCAUUUUUGUUUGCAUUGGAUAUAAGAAAUACAAGAAAAGUUACAGAGAAAAAAGCACAGAAACAGUUAAGAUUUUGGUUCAGGAAGACGAAAAUCGAACAAAACCAGACUACAUUUCCACUUUAAAGUCUUUUAUUAUAAGGGAAUUGCAUCUACAAGUUGAAUUUGUCACUAAAGUACGGCCUGCUAGAAAAUACUUGUUGCCCUGCAAACUCAAAAACAGACUUCCCGAAGAAAUCAAACGUAAGCUGAAGGAUAUGGAUUUUACAGGAAAAUACCCUCCAGAUAAUGUUUUCAUUGUCAUCAUGCAUGAAUGUGCGAAAGGAAGGGAAUUAGCAUACGCAAGAGAUCUGGAAAAUUCUCGCCUUUAUUCUGAGUUCAAUUGGAUUACUCCCGUCUUUUAUGAAGGAUGUCUUACUUCUAAUUCAAGCCUCAAUGAAAAAGCAAAAGAAGAAAUCCAGUCAUUUCUUUUAUUUCAGCAUUGUAAAUAAUUUUUUUAGAGUUCAAAAAGCAAAGUUCUCUAUUGAGUCUUGAUAACAUUAUUUGU
This is a messenger RNA of Saccostrea cuccullata (small rock oyster), 865 nucleotides long. RefSeq lists its product as uncharacterized. The record is from RefSeq and is a predicted model, not a curated record. Bases 60 to 809 code for a protein of 249 amino acids. The transcript is spliced from 6 exons. NCBI's taxonomy places the organism in Eukaryota, Metazoa, Mollusca, Bivalvia, Ostreida, Ostreidae.